GGAAAAUGGAAAACAAAAAAGGAAGUGUGGAAGUUGUGUCAAUUUUUCUGCAAAAGCAACGCCAAAGCAAAGUCUUCUCUUUCACACCUUUCAAUCCAUUUCAUUUUCCUUUAUUUCUCUUUUUAUAAUCUCCGAAAGACACACAAACACAGAGCUAUGGUGAUUGAAAGAAUCUAGGGUUUACUGGACGCCAUUUUUUCUCUCUCUAAAAACCCCAAUAAAGCUCCCCUUUAAUUCAUACUUCCUUUCUCUGCUGGAUUUUCUCUCUUUCGCAGCUCGAAGCUUCUGUUCUCACAGCAAAGCUUGAAUCUUGUUAUGAUUUCGCAAGGCCCCUCUGCUCAAGAAAUGAAUCCCAUUUCCCCCCAUUUGCCCCCAUUUUUCUCUUGUUGAGCCUCGUUUAAUCAUCUCUGUGAUUACUGUAACCAAGUGCGUGUUUUUUGAUUUCUAUAAUUUUUCAGAGUUGCUUGCCAAAAAUGGCGGUACCUGUAUUUGGGUUUUGAUUUUUUUUUUUUCUUCUUUAGCUUGUUGAAGAUCUAUCGAGCUAGAGUAUACUUCAGAUUUCUACUUUCUCCCUCAAUUUUUUCCCCCCAUUUGCUUCAAUUUUUUCUGUUCACCCCUUUCCCAUCCCAUGUACUGCUUGAAUUUGGGAAUUUAGGGUUUCCCUUAUGUGAUUUUAUCCCUUUCCUUGUCUGAAGAAGAAGAUGAUGGAGGAGGUCGAAAGGGCAAACAUCGCCGCCGUCGAGAGCUGCCACCGGGUAAUCUCCAUCCUAUCCCAACCACACGAUCAGAACCACCUCCGAACCCUAUCCGACCAAACCGGCCAAGCCGUCCACAAGUUCAAGCGAGUCAUCUCCCUCCUCGGCUCCGGCUGCGGCCACGCCCGCGUCAGAAAGAGCAGAAAAAUCCAAACCCCUGUCCCGCAAAGCAUCUUCCUAGAAAAUCCGAUCCCCAAAACAGAGGAUCACCAAAUAAUCCCCAAACCCCUCAGUCUCCUCCAAAUCAACCACGACCGUGAACCACCGCCCGCCGCCCAUAACAGCCUCUCUCUGAAAACCUCUUCACUCGACCUCCACCUUGCCCAGCAGAAAUCGCCUCUCUCGAGCUACCAUUUUAUGCAGAAUCAGCAGCAGAGGCUUCAGAUUCAGCAGCUGAAGCAUCAGGCAGACCUCUCGUACAGGCGAAGUAGCAGUGGGGUUAGCCUGAAUUUCGACCGGUCAACCUGCACUCCCUCCAUGUCAUCUGCCAGGUCAUUUAUCUCUUCAUUGAGUAUGGAUGGAAGUGUGGCCAAUUUGGAUGGGAAUGGGUUUCGUCUAUUGGGUGGCGCACGCUCUGCAGAUCACGGCUCGUUUCAUCAUAAGAGGAGUUGUUCGAGCAGAGGCGAAGAUGGGAGUGUCAAAUGUGGUGGAAACAGUAGAUGCCAUUGUUCGAAGAAAAGAAAGCAUAGGGUGAAGAGAUCCAUCAAAGUGCCUGCAAUAAGUAACAAAUUAGCUGAUAUACCGCCGGACGAAUACUCGUGGAGGAAAUAUGGUCAAAAACCAAUCAAAGGUUCACCUCAUCCUAGAGGAUAUUAUAAAUGCAGCAGUAUGAGAGGCUGCCCCGCAAGGAAGCAUGUGGAGAGGUGCUUAGAGGAGCCCUCGAUGCUCAUCGUCACUUACGAUGGCGAACAUAACCAUCCGAGGUUACCUUCACAAUCGGCCAACACAUGAAAAGUCAGUUGGAAACUUUGUCGAUUAUUUUGUCAAAGCCUUGGAACCUAAUUUGUCAGUCCUUUUGUCUCAACUGGCUUAUGAUUUUUGCUUGUGUACAUAUAUAUAUAUGGCUUGUUUAUGUCGUAAGCGUAUUUGAAAUUGGGUUGUAUGUGGGGUCCAUUGAUCUUUUUGAGGAUUUCUAGUUUUAAGAAUUUGGUUGAAACUGAAAGCAAGCCAAGAUUUCUGGGUUUUGUUGAUUGUAAGGAAGGAUGGAAGUUCCUUUGUUGUUAGGAUGACUAUUGUUUGAGAAGUAUGGAGUUUUGUUCCUCCCAUUUGUGUC
This is a messenger RNA of Striga asiatica, 2028 nucleotides long. Lineage: Eukaryota; Viridiplantae; Streptophyta; Magnoliopsida; Lamiales; Orobanchaceae. The record is from the annotation of a GenBank genome assembly.